AUGGCCCUCUAUGGAGCGGCAAUCUGGGCAACUCCAAUGAACGAAAGGAAAAGGAAAUUGCUAAGUAGUAUACAACGCCCCUUGGCUCUGGCUAUUACAAAAGGAUACCGUACAACAUCGACAGCGGCAGCCACAAUACUGGCGAGACUUUCGCCAUUACAUAUUAGAGCAGCACAAGAAGCAGCAGUAACGACUGUUCUCCAAUUACAUCUCUGCACUACUUUUGGACCGCUAUGCUAUGAUCCAGAGGAGUAUGAAACAAAACGUCUCAUAAAUGCAACCCAUCCUUCACACCAUAGAAAAGGGGUUGUAGCACACACCACCUCUCAGCACAGCCUCCAUGAAAAAAUAAGGCCAGUAAAUGUCAUCCAUUCUUCUAACUACGGAAAAGGAGUCUUGGCCCACACAUCAUGGAAAGAUGACUCUGACAUAAAGGAUCAAUAUUAUGUUUAUACGGAUGGUUUAAAAGUUGAUGGACAAGUAGGCUGUGGCCUUAUAGUAACUAAGAACAAGGAAACGCUGAUAACAUGGAAAUGUCAUAUGGGACAGAAUAAUUCAGUUUUCCAGGCUGAAGCAAUUGCUAUUCGUAAAGCUAUCGAGUUAACAAGUCCCCCAGUAGAAUCCACUGUUAAUAUUCUUACAGACAGCCUCUCGGUCAUACAUGCCUUACGAAAUCUCAGACAUGCUUCUCCUAUCAUAGCGGAGAUUCAGGACACGCUGAAGGAGCGUUCGUCGGCAAUGAAUAUCCUCAUAUCUUGGAUAAAGGAUCUUCGCUAUUGUCAGUGCAUAUUCGGCUAUCCACCACCGCGAUCAUUAUCAACCAUAGGAGAUCAAUACCGACCCCCUUGA
Molecule: messenger RNA, 849 nt
Organism: Stegodyphus dumicola
Lineage: Eukaryota; Metazoa; Arthropoda; Arachnida; Araneae; Eresidae
Source: RefSeq, a predicted model, not a curated record